AGCCAUCGAUAUUUAAGUGAAAAUGGGACGGAGCUACGACUCACUCGGCAAUCUCUAUUGAGUAUGUACUGUAUGCGGAGUGGACAACAACGCAACAACGAUCGGAGUCCGGGUCCAAGUCAGUCGAGUUUUGAACACGAACGCGGUCACAAUGUCCACGGAGCGAAACUCAAGUCCGCUGAUCCCAUUGGCAAUCGCAGGCACCCUGCUUUCGAUUUUGUUCGCUCAGGUGAGCGGAUAUUCGGGCCUGAUACCGCCGGAUGCAGCUAAUCCGGGCAAAUGUAUCUACCGCGGAGACAUCCUCGAGCUGGGCGUCAACAAUAACAAUGGCAUUUCUCCCUGCCAGCGGCUGACCUGCCACAAGGAUGGCUCAAUACUUAUCGAGGGAUGUGGUAAGCUGCGGAUCGAGAACUGCAAUCGCGGAGAGCGCAUAUCCCCGGGCGAACCCUUUCCGGAGUGCUGCAAAUUGAGAUACAAGUGCAAGGAGAUCGGGGCGGCGCCCUACUACAUCGAGCGGAAUGCGGCGGAGAAGGUCUAGGACUUAACCGGAAUAAGCCACCGGAAUGGACCCACCAAAGCCAAGGACGCCUUCAUUCUCUCCUAGAUGCAACCUACAUACAUAUGAUCAUUAAUUUGCUAAUUUAUUUGUUAACGAGUAUUGCUCAAUAGGCAUUUGAUUUGAUUUUUUUUUUUA
This is a messenger RNA of Drosophila gunungcola (fruit fly), 694 nucleotides long. RefSeq lists its product as uncharacterized. Bases 152 to 538 code for a protein of 128 amino acids. The transcript is spliced from 4 exons. Lineage: Eukaryota; Metazoa; Arthropoda; Insecta; Diptera; Drosophilidae. The record is from RefSeq and is a predicted model, not a curated record.